This is a messenger RNA of Diabrotica balteata, 3465 nucleotides long. Lineage: Eukaryota; Metazoa; Arthropoda; Insecta; Coleoptera; Chrysomelidae. The record is from the annotation of a GenBank genome assembly.
GUUAAACCAAAACAAGUGGAGUUUUCCGCCGUUGCUGUUCGCGCUUUAUAGAUGGUGUUAAAGGGUUGUUUAUUUACAGGAAUGUAACAAUUCCAUUAGUUUUUGUGUAUAUUUUGCAACUAAGUAUGGAACAUUUUUCAUCUAGUGCAGUUAAAAGUAGUGAAGAUACUUCAAAAUCCGGAAAUUUACAUUUCAGUAUGGACUAUGAUAGUGGAUACAUUUCUCACAAUCAUGAAUCAAAUUUGGACUCCUCAUUAGAUAUUAAUGAAAAAAUAAUAAAUAACAUGAAUAACAGACCGAUAUAUUUGAGUGAGGAUGCUUUAUUGGAGACGCCACAAGUUCAUAAGUAUGCCAAUAUUAGUUUAGAAAUUGAAAAGGAAGAUUUUGAGGAAACUAGACAUGUUUUUAGUUCUCCUUUUCUCAAUAACUCAUCAAAUGAAAUAUCUGCUUCGGUUACAAGUCAGGAUAUAAGUUAUUCUGGGUUCGAAACAGACCAAACAAAUAUGUCUGUAGAAGUUCCAGCUUGUAAAAAAAUAGUUGUAGAUAAGGCUAGUGUUCAAAACACAAAAACUAUGUACAGUUCACCUGAUCUUAACGAUAUAAAAAGAGAAAUAAUAAGAGAUAUGCAGCAGACAAAAAAUGUGGCAUUUAAUAACAUUACUAAUACCUUAUCAAGCGAGCAAAAGAAAAAAUUAACCUUAGUCUUUUCAAAAGAAGGCAAAGAGAACUUCUUUAGUGUUAAGAGAAAAUAUCCUAGUUUGACUCCAGAUAAAAGUAUAAAUGACAGCAAUGGCUCGUUUCUUUUACCAACUCCAAGAAAAUUUGACAACAAUUCAAAAAUUGAAUCUGAACAUGAAUCUAUAAACGAAAGUACCUCGAUUACAUCAAGUUCUGAGUUAUCAGAGUCUGUAAGAAGUGAAAGUUUCUCCCAAGGUAAUGACCUAGCUGAAAGUUAUAUGGAAGAAAGUUUAAGUGUGAUUUUGGAAGAUGAAAGUAACUUUACUCAGGAUAUUUCCACUAAUAAUGUUACAGAAAGUGAAUCUGUCUACUUUGACUAUUCAAUGAGUGAAAGUAAAAGUGAGAAACAGGUAGGAAAUGUUAAAAGUGGAAUAAUUGAAGAAGGAAAUAAUGUUGGGGAUAAUUUGACUGAGAAUGUGGCUUUACCAACAUGUGAAUCUAUAUCUAGUAAACAAAUUGACCAGGCUGUAGCUGAGCUUAGACAACCCAUUCCUGUAGAAACACAAUGUGAACCAACAAUUGUUAUAACAAAUAUUGGUGUUCUAGAUAAAAGCAGAAAAAGUCCUCAGAAUGAUCUAGGUAGUGAUAGCAGUACAGAAUUUGUAGGUUUUGACAGUCAACACAAAGCAAUAUCUUCGAAAAACAUUAAUUGUUCAAAAGAAGAAAGUGAUAAUACUAACAAUGAGUGGUCUAAGCAGGAAAAUAAAGAACUGUUAGAAAAUACUGGUAGUAUGACUGAAGAUUCAAUAAAUUUAAUAACUUCUGUGGUGACUGAAACUUUGGAACAUGCACUAAAGGAUGUGGGCAAUUCAGAUAUUAAAGAUUUAAUCUUCAAAAAGGUCAACGAGGCACUAGAAAUAUCAAAGAAUGAAACCCCUAGCAGCUCUAGGAGUAUAAGAGAAAGUCCUGUUGUAUAUAAAGAACCAUACUCUUGGAGGAAACUUAGUACCAGUACUAUCCAAUCAGUAGCUUCAACACCAGAUAAAUCUAGUACAAAUCCAAUCAAUUCAAGCCUCAGUCCUGAUUUGUUUUCUGAAGAUAUAGUUGAACAGAAAUCUCAAGAGCCUAGUCAACCUGUUGUGUCCCCUCCAAAAGAGCGCAAUGUGGUCAAAAAGGAUUAUAUGCUGUUAAGAAGAACUCAAAACAACUUAAAGGGAGUCUUGCCUCCAAGAAGUGUAACAGUUACUCAGUUUUCUAUUGCUGAUAUGUUAGAAAGACUAAAAAUGAAUAAGAAGUAUUUUUGGAACAAUUCUACUGCAGCGGCAUCAAAAACGGGCAGGCAGUCACAUUCAUUGCUUAUCACAUGCUCUGAGGAAGAAGCCAAGACAAGAGAAUUUCCUGAUGUUUUAAUGGAUAGAUGUUUGGGAUUGCACCACAAUCGAAGCAGAUUUUCCGAAAAGAUCGAAGACCUUUGCGGAAGAUACGGCUCAAGAUACGUUGGCGCUGAAACGCAAUCCUCAUGUACAGUUUUCGAAACUCACGUAACCAGUCCGAUGAAACGACGAAAUAUCAAACCGCAAUGGAACACCAAAUCUCCAGGAAAACGACUGAGCCACUUGGCCAGGAGGAAAAUCACCUUUUCCAGCGCUAACCUGCAGUCAGGAAAUUCGUUUUUGGCCGGAUCUAGGGCUCGACAAAUUUUGGUUGAUGCUAAGAAAAUGGAUUUGCUGAGCAGAAGAAAAAGUCCAAGGAAAUCGCCGAGAAAAACUCCUAGAAAGACUCCCGGAAAAAGUCCCAGGAUCAAAACUCGUACUCCGAGCAGUUCAGCUAAAAAGAAGCUCGCCAUGCGUUUCAGGAAAGUUACCGGAGAAAUUGAAAAGUCGAGUUCUAAAACUUCUUCAGACGGGUCUCUAUGUGCAAAACGAACGCUUUUUCAUAGUCCAGAUGAAGAUAAGAAGUUAUUGACCAGGUUGUUACCUAGUACAUCCGGAUCAUCGUUAGCCAACGAAAUCAAAAGAUCCACCACGAAACGGGCACUUUUCAUGUCCCCUAGUAAAAGUUCCCCCCUGAAAAAUAUGGGAUUCAAACGUUCACCGAUUAAACGCCUCGAUUUUGGCCACGAAAAGAAGAGGAAGCGCGACGAUUCCAUCGACGAGCUGCCGUCCAAAUUCGCCAGAUGUCAUUCUGAAAAUAUGCCUUUGUCAACUUUAGCAGAUGUUAAAAUGUUAAGCACCCGUACUAAGAGUGAUUUGAACAUAUCUCAGAGUAGACAGAUUAAGGAAUUAACUACUAAUCAUAAGAAGAAACUCCAAUUAGCGAUCUACGAAGCCCUUCGAUCCCAGAACGUCCUGCCUACACACCCACAAUUCAAAGUUUUCGCCUCGAAUCUGGGUAGAUUGACGAGAAAACUUUUCCUAAUGACCACGGCCGAUUGUAUCGGCGUCACAGAGAAGAUGUUGCGAAUUGCCCGCCAUCACGUCAUCGCCGUGGUAAAGGGCAGGAGCCCAGAAGAAAUCUACGAUGAGUUCGUGAAGAACAAAGCGAAGAAUCUGAAACCCCAAGGGUACAUCGCUCCCGAGAAGCCUAGUACAGAGAGGAAGGAGGUAGAGCGGAGACCGUUCACGGGGAAAAGUACUUCUAACAGUGAAAGUAAGGUUGAUCGUAUAAGGAAAGCUUUUAACUUUGGGGAUGACGACAAUAGAUGAAUAAAUCAGCAGCUCAGGUAAUAGUAGGUUAUAAUGAAAGAGUGUAAUUUAUAAUAUAUUGUAUAAUAAACGUUAGAAAAGC